UCCUAAAGUGAUCAGUUUCCGUUAAUUCAUAUAACAGCAUAUGAGGACGGAAACGUGUUGUACAUGUGAUUUUUCAGCUAAUUACUUAAUCAAAAUAUAUUCAAUUGUGAAAGAUGGCUCCAUUUAUAAUUAUAUGUUCUCUGAUAUUGUAUUCACUUACUGGAAUUGACACUUGUUCGCAUUUAGAUAGCUGUACACAUCAAUUGGAAGAAUUUUUCAAUGUCACACGUGAGAACAAUGAUAUUGCAGUUAUGAUUCCACUUUGCCUGAACAUAGUAGGCAGGCGGAGUAAAUUACAAAAGUGUGAAAAUAACGCUGUAGUAAAGUGUUUGUUUGGUGGACAUGAACCCGAGUAUUCUGCAUAUAAAACUUUAAAAAUCACAGCUCGAAACAAAUGUCUUCAAGACUGUCCAACAAUGGACGAUGUAAAAAUAUGUCAAGAUUUGAUAAAGUAUGACACCAUACAAACAUCGGGGUAUUCUCAAUUCUGUAGUAAUUACACCAAUAUAAAAACAACAUGUGUGGACACGAAACUAAAGACAUGUUCCUUUCGAGACGAGUUAUUCCUGUCUGGAUUGUCUGGUGAUGUAAAACGUAUUGUUCAAACAAUCUGCCAGUCAGGUUGUUCGUCAAUUGACAAGACAAAACAAAUAAUAGACGCAUGCAACAGUAAGUUCACGACAUCAAGCGGGAAUGAUUUUGCUGACUGCAACGUCUACAAGCAGUAUAUAAGCUGUAUUGAGAAAGGAUCGCCUUGUCCCCAGUUCAGACAAGUUGCAUAUUAUUCCAAGCCAACAUUAUCAGAAGCUCAAACCAGAUGCGAGCCAGCUUCCACAUCAAAGGCUUCCACCAUUGUUAUAUCAACACCAGCCGCUCUUACGAGAGUUCAUAGGACCACUAGACCUCCUAAAACAAGUCCAAAACAAUUCAGUACAACAAGGCAAAGUAGCGUCACAAAAUGUGUUACAACAGGAACAACAGAUGGAAAUGCUGGAAAGAUCACAAGGACGACAACUCAUGAUAAAGAACUUGUCAGAAGAUCUCUGUCAACUCACAAAACAAUUGAGGUGUCCACAACAUUCAAAGUCCGUUCCACAACGAAGCGCAUUUUGAAAAUGCCAACAAUUCCGGAUAUUAAAACACAAAACGUAAAAACAGUCACGCCAUCCGUCAGUUACACGAUCAAAAAGCAAAAUAUUGCUUCUGUUGUUGAUGAAGCUACUAACUCAAUAACAAAAGACAAAAUAACAACUGUGGAUACUACUGACUUACUAUAUCAUAAUACUAUUUCAUCAGAGACUACUAAUCCUUUAGCAACCAGGAAAUCGUAUGUGGAGGCUACAAAGUCAACACGUUAUUUUACCAAAGCUAUUCGAAAAGUUGAUGGAGCUAUUAGCUCAAUAACAAACGACAAGAUAACAGCUAUGGAUACUACUGCCUCACUUAAUCAUAAUACUAAUUCAAUAGAGUCUACUAAUCCAUUACCAGCUCCAUUACCAACUCCUGCAUUCCCAACUCCUUCACUACCAACUCCAUUACCAACCAAGAGAUCGUCUGUGGGUACCAAAUCUGCAAAUAAAGAUCAACAAUAUUCUGGGGCAAUGAAGACAGGACCAACUUCACUGUGCAUUACCAUACUGUUGAGUUUUAUACUGUUUUAGUCUUUGAUAGUCUCUAUUUGUCCCUGUGUCUGUGAUUUAUUUAACACUUUGUUGGUUUAAUCUUUUUUAAUUAGUUUGUAAAUAAAUAUAUUUUCUUAA
Molecule: messenger RNA, 1760 nt
Organism: Mytilus trossulus (common blue mussel)
Lineage: Eukaryota; Metazoa; Mollusca; Bivalvia; Mytilida; Mytilidae
Product: mucin-2-like
Exons: 12
Coding region: 114-1661 (515 amino acids)
Source: RefSeq, a predicted model, not a curated record